Halichondria panicea is the source of this 9930-nucleotide messenger RNA. RefSeq lists its product as uncharacterized. NCBI's taxonomy places the organism in Eukaryota, Metazoa, Porifera, Demospongiae, Suberitida, Halichondriidae. Bases 385 to 9930 code for a protein of 3181 amino acids. The record is from RefSeq and is a predicted model, not a curated record. Gene Ontology annotation, molecular function: protein binding; GTP binding. The transcript is spliced from 4 exons.
UAUCAAGUAGCUAAGGCGAACUACUAGUAGCGUUCAGGGCCACCAUAGAAACCUUCAAUCGCAUUGUACGUACGUACAAUGGAGUUGCUACCACUCAAUUGUUUUAUCUACUUCUAUCAAUCCACUCCGCCUAGCGCCUAUUGUGACGUCAAUGUUUUACUGACCAUUUUUUGUUAUCUGUAGCUUAAUUCUUGAUACUGGUUGAUGAUGCUGAGUGCAUGCGCAAGCAUGCAGUCGAUACCAGGCCCUCUUCCUUUGACCAAGCAUGAGCGGAAGUGGGCGUGGGGACGAGGCUAGCACACAUCACACAAUACCACUGCAAUUAACGUAUACUGUACACACAACACACAAUACAGAUACUGCUUAUUGCGUAUAGCCACAGAAAUGGCUGAUGACAGCCAGUCAUGUGAUACUCCCCUACACACUGCUGCAAGCCGUGGGGACUUAGAUGAGGUCAGAAAGCUGUUGAAAACAAAGCAAUAUGAAGUGGACGUCAGAAACUCACACAACCAAACAUCUCUUCAUCUCGCAUGUGCUAAUGGUCAUCUUGCUACGGUUUGGACACUAGCCAAUGACUUUGGUGCUGACAUAGGAGCUAUUGAUAAUGACAGAAAUACACCAUUGCUCUUUGCUGCCAAGAACAGAGAUGUACAAAUAAUUAUCAUGCUGGUUCUAUUAUCACUGUGUGGUAGACGACUUUCCAACGGAGAUACAAAGCCAUGUUACUUUAGUAAUCAAUUGCAAAUUGAUUCUAAUGAAGUUAAAAUCUUUGAGGAUGUCCUCUUUGAGUAUUACAAUAGCUCUGAACCUAUAACUCUACAGUUAAACAAUAUAUUUUUAUAUUAUAACGAAAUCAAAGAUCACAAUAAUGUAGGCUUCUUUGCAUUGCUUGUAGCUGCAUCACUUGGUCUCAAAGACUUGAUUAAUCGGUUAGUUACAGAAAAAAAAGCAGACAUCAAUGAAAAGGGCUUCUGUGGAUUGUCUGUUCUCCACUGUGCCUGUUUUGGAGGACAUGUUUUGCUCUUAGAAACUCUUAUUUCAGAAUAUGGUAUUGACCCUUUGGUAAAAGAUAAAAUUGGGCACUCACUUUUGCAUUAUGCUGUAGCAGGGGAGGGAGCUCCCUAUUCAUGCCAAGGUGGUCAUAUAGAACUGAUAGACAAACUGGUAAUGGAAUAUGGACUCAAUCUCGAAGAUACAGACGAUGAAGGUAACACACCUUUACAUACUGCAGCCAUGAGAGGACACGUUGAAACAAUGAGACACAUGAUUAGUAAGCACAGUGCUGAUAUUGAUUGCACUAAUAAUCAGAAUGCUACACCAUUGAUGCUAGCUAUGCUGAAUGGUCAUGUGAAUGUUUUGGAUGUGUUAGUUAAAGCAUUUAACAGCAGUCAUCACGUUCGAGGAUACCAUGGUUUUACUCUCCUUCACCAAGUAUGCCAUGGUGGCCAUAUAGAACUGGUAGACAAACUGAUAAUAGAAUAUGGCCUCAAUCUCAAAGAUAGAGACGAUAAAGGUAACACACCUCUACAUAUUGCAGCCAAGUUUGGACAUGUUGAAGUAGUGAGACACCUGAUCAUUAAGCACAGUGCUGAUAUUGAUUGCACUAAUAAAAAGAACAAUACACCAUUGAUGCUAGCUGUGCUGAAUGGUCAUGUGAAUGUUUUGGAUGCAUUAUUUAAAGAAUUCAGCAGCAGUUGUCACGUCCAAACAUACAAAGGCCGUACUCUACUUCACCAAUCAUGCAGAUAUGGCCAUAUACAAGUGAUAGACAAGCUGAUUAUGGAAUAUGGCCUCAAUCUCAGAGAGGAAGAUGAUAGUGGAAACACACCUCUACAUAUUGCAGCCAUGUUUGGACAUGUUGAAGCAGUGAGACACCUGAUUAGUAAACACAGGGCUGAUGUUGAUUGCACAAACAAAAAGAACAAUACUCCAUUGAUGCUAGCUGUGCGGAAUGGUCAUGUGACUGUUUUGGAUGCCUUAGUCAUAGAAUUUAACAGCAUUUGUCAUAUCCGAGGAUACAAAGGUCGUGCUCUUCUUCACCAAGCAUGCAACGGUGGCCACAUAGAACUGAUUGACAAACUGGUGAUGGAACAUAGCCUCGAUCUUGGAGACAGAAAUGAGAAUGGAAAUACACCUCUACAUAUUGCAGUCAUGUUUGGACAUGUUGAAACAGUGAGACACUUGAUCAAUAAACACAGCGCUAAUGUUGAUUGCACUAACAAGGACAACAAUACACCAUUGAUGCUGGCUGCACUGAGGGGUCAUACGCAUGUUUUGGAUGUAUUAGUCAAAGAAUUCAACAGCCGUUGUCAUGUUCGAGAUAGCAAUGGUUAUACUCUCCUUCACUAUGCAUGCCAGGGUGAUCAUGUAGAACUGAUAGAUAAACUGGUGUUGGAAUAUAGCCUCGAUCCUGGAGAUAGAGAUAAUGAUGGAGACACACCUCUACAUAUUGCAGCCAUGUUCGGACACGUCGAAGCAGCGAGACACCUGAUCAGUAAGCACAGUGCUGAUAUCGAUUGUACUAAUAAUGACAACAAUACUCCAUUGAUGCUAGCUGUCCUGAAUGGUCAUACUUCUGUUUUGGAUGUAUUAGUCAGAGAAUUCAACUGCAGUCCCCAUAUCCGAGGAUUGAACGAUUUUACUCUCCUUCACUUUGCAUGCCAUUAUGACCACAUAGAACUAAUAGAAAAACUGGUUGUAGAAUGUGGCCUCAAUCUCAAAGAUAGAGAUAAUGGUGGAAACACACCUCUACAUAUUGCAGUCAUGUUUGGACAUGUUGAAACAGUGAGACACUUGAUCAAUAAACACAACGCUAAUGUUGAUUGCACUAACAAGGACAACAAUACACCAUUGAUGCUGGCUGCACUGAGGGGUCAUACGCAUGUUUUGGAUGUAUUAGUCAAAGAAUUCAACAGCCGUUGUCAUGUUCGAGAUAGCAAUGGUUAUACUCUCCUUCACUAUGCAUGCCAGGGUGAUCAUAUAGAACUGAUAGAUAAACUGGUGUUGGAAUAUAGCCUCGAUCCUGGAGAUAGAGAUAAUGAUGGAGACACACCUCUACAUAUUGCAGCCAUGUUCGGACACGUUGAAGCAGUGAGACACCUGAUCAGUAAGCACAGUGCUGAUAUCGAUUGUACUAAUAAUGACAACAAUACUCCAUUGAUGCUAGCUGUCCUGAAUGGUCAUACUUCUGUUUUGGAUGUAUUAGUCAGAGAAUUCAACAGCAGUCCCCAUAUCCGAGGAUUGAACGAUUUUACUCUCCUUCACUUUGCAUGCCAUUAUGACCACAUAGAACUAAUAGAAAAACUGGUUGUAGAAGGUGGCCUCAAUCUCGAAGAUAGAGAUAAUGAUGGAAACACACCUCUACAUAUUGCAGCCAUGUACGGACAUGUUGAAACAGUGAAACACCUGACCAGUAGGCACAAUGCUGAUGUUGAAUGCACUAAUAAUCAGAAAGCUACUCCAUUGAUGCUAGCUGUGUUGAAUAGUCAUAUUCCUGUUUUGAAUGUGUUAGUCAAAGAAUUCAACAGCAGGCCCCAUGUUCGAGGUUUCAAUGGUUAUACUCUCCUUCACUAUGCAUGCCAUUGUCACCACAUAGAACUGAUAGACAAACUGGUUGUGGAAUAUGGCCUUGAUCUCAGAGAUAGAGAUGAUGAUGGAAACACACCUCUACAUAUUGCAAUCAUGUUCGGACAUGUUAAAACAGUGAGACACCUGAUCAGUAAGCACAAUGCUGAUAUAGAAUGUACUAAUAACCAGAAGUCUACUCCAUUGAUGUUAGCUGUGCUGAAUGGUCGUACUCCUGUUCUGGAUGUAUUAGUCAAAAAAUUCAGCAGCAGUCUUCCUGUCCGAGGAUUGAACGAUUUUACUCUCUUUCACUAUGCAUGCCAUUAUGGCAACAUUGAACUAAUAGACAAACUCGUGAUGGAAUAUGGCCUUGAUCUCAGAGAUAAUGAUGGAAACACACCUCUACAUAUCGCAAUCAUGUUCGGACAUGUUGAAGUAGUGAAACACCUGAUCAGUAAGCACAAUGCUGAUAUUGAGUGCACUAAUAAUCAGAAGUCUACUCCAUUGAUGUUAGCUGUGCUGAAUGGUCAUACUCCUGUUUUGGAUGUAUUAGUCAAAGGAUUCAGCAGCAGUCACCGUGUCCGAGGAUUGAACAAUUUUACUCUCUUUCACUAUGCAUGCCAUUAUGGCCACAUAGAACUGAUAGACAAACUGGUUGUGGAAUAUAGCCUUGAUUCCACAGAUAGAGAUAAUGAUGGAAACACACCUCUACAUAUUGCAGCCAUGUACGGACAUGUUGAAGUAGUGAGACACCUGAUCAGUAAGCACAGUGUUGAUUUUGAAUGCACUAAUAAUCAGAAGUCUACUCCAUUGAUGAUAGCUGUGCAGAAUGGUCAUAUUCCCAUUUUGGAUGUGUUAGUCAAACAAUUCACCAGCAGUCCUCAUGUCCGAGGAUUGAACAAUUAUACUCUCCUUCACUAUGCAUGUGAUUAUGGCCACAUAGAACUAUUAGACAGACUGGUUGUGGAAUAUGGUCUUGAUCUCACUGAUAGAGAUGAUGAUGGAAACACACCUCUACAUAUUGCAGCUAUGUUCGGACGUGUUGAAGUAAUGAAACACCUGAUCAGUAAACACAGUGCUGAUAUUUAUUGCACUAAUAAAGAUAACAACACUCCAUUGAUGCUGGCUGUGCGGAAUAAUCAUGUGAAUGUUUUGGAUACCUUAGUCGCAGAAUUCAACAGCAGUUUUCUUGUCCGAGGAUAUAAUAGUCGUACUCUCCUGCACCAGGCCUGCAAAUAUGGCCAUAUAGAACUGAUAGACAAACUGGUGGUGGAGUAUAACCACAAUCUUGCAGAUAGAGAUGAUGAUGGAAGCACACCUCUACAUAUUGCAGCAUUGUACGGACUUGUUGAAACAGUGAGACACCUUAUCAGUAAGCACAGUGCUGAUAUUGAUUGCACUAAUAAUCAGAAUUCUACUCCAUUGAUAAUAGCUGUGCAGAAUGGUCAUAUUCCUAUUUUGGAUGUGUUAGUCAAAAAAUUCACCAGCAGUCUUCAUGUCCGAGGAUUGAACAAUUAUACUCUCCUUCACUAUGCAUGUGAUUGUGGCCACAUAGAACUAUUAGACAGACUUGUUGUGGAAUAUGGCCUUGAUCUCACUGAUAGAGAUGAUGAUGGAAACACACCUCUACAUAUUGCAGCCUUGAAAGGACAUGUUGAAACGGUGAGACACCUGAUCAGUAAGCACAGUGCUGAUUUUAAAUGCACUAAUAAUCAGAAGUCUACUCCAUUGAUGAUAGCUGUGCAGAAUGGUCAUAUUCCUAUUUUGGAUGUGUUAGUCAAACAAUUCGCCAGCAGUCCUCAUGUCCGAGGAUUGAACAAUUAUACUCUCCUUCACUAUGCAUGUGAUUGUGGCCACAUAGAACUAUUAGACAGACUUGUUGUGGAAUAUGGCCUUGAUCUCACUGAUAGAGAUGAUGAUGGAAACACACCUCUACAUAUUGCAGCCUUGAAAGGACAUGUUGAAACGGUGAGACACCUGAUCAGUAAGUACAGUGCUGAUUUUAAAUGCACUAAUAAUCAGAAGUCUACUCCAUUGAUGAUAGCUGUGCAGAAUGGUCAUAUUCCUAUUUUGGAUGUGUUAGUCAAACAAUUCGCCAGCAGUCCUCAUGUCCGAGGAUUGAACAAUUAUACUCUCCUGCACUAUGCAUGUGAUUGUGGCCACAUAGAACUAUUAGACAGACUGGUUGUGGAAUAUGGCCUUGAUCUCACUGAUAGAGAUGAUGAUGGAAACACACCUCUACAUAUUGCAGCCUUGAAAGGACAUGUUGAAACGGUGAAACACCUGAUCAGUAAGCAUAUUGCUGAUGUUGAUUGCACUAAUAACUAUGUCGCUACUCCAUUGAUGCUGGCUGUACUAAAUGGUCAUGUGCAUGUUUUGGAUGCAUUAGUGAAAGAAAUGAAGUGCAAUUGUCAUAUCCGAGAUAGCAACGGUCGUACUCUCCUUCACUAUACAUGCCAUGGUGGUCAUGUAGAACUAAUAGAUAAACUGGUUGUAGAAUAUGGCCUUAAUCUCGCUGAUAGAGAUAAUGAUGGAAACACACCUCUACAUAUUGCAGCUUCGAUAGGACAUGUUGAAGUAGUGAGACACCUGAUCAGUAAGCACAGUGCUGAUAUUGAUAUGGAGAGCACCAAUACUAGCAAUAAGAGUCCAUUGAUGAUAGCUCUGCUGAACGAUAAUAAUUUUAUUUUGGAUAUGCUAGUCAGAAAGUUUAACAGUAGUCAUCAUGUCCAAAGUUAUACUCUCCUUCACUCUGCGUGUAAACGUGGCCAUAUAGAACUGAUAGACAAACUAGUGACAAGGUAUAGCCUCGAUCUCGGAGAUAGAGAUGCUGAUGGAAACACACCUCUACAUAUUGCAGCAAUGGCAGGACACAUUGAAACAGUGAGACACCUGAUUAAUAGGCACAGUGUUGAUAUUAAAUGCACUAAUAAGCAGAAUAAUACACCAUUGAUGCUAGCUGCACUGAAUGGUCAUAUACAUGUUUUUAAUGCGUUAGUCAAUGACAACUGUCAUGUUCGAGGAUACAAAGGUCGCACUCUCAUUCACUUAGCAUGCAAUGGUGGUCAUAUAGAACUCAUAGACAAACUGGUGAUGGAAUAUAGCCUCGAUCCCACAGAUAGAGAUGAUGAUGGAGACACACCUCUACAUAUUGCAGCCAUGGAAGGACAUGUUGAAGUAGUGACAUACCUGAUCAGUAAACAUAGUGCUGAUAUUGAUAGCACCAAUCAUAGUAACAACAGUCCAUUCAUGCUAGCUGUGCUGAAUCAACACGUGAAUGUUUUAGAUGUGCUAGUCAAAGAAUUCAACAGUAGUCAUCUUGUCCGAGGUUAUACUCUCCUUCACUCUGCAUGUGAACGUGGCCAUAUAGAACUGAUAGACAAACUGGUAAUGGAAUAUGGCCUCGAUCCUGCAGAUAGAGAUGUUGAUGGAAACACACCUCUACAUAUUGCAGCCAUGGCAGGACAUGGUGAAACAGUAAGACACCUGAUUAUUCAGCACAAAGUUGAGACCAAUAUUACUAACAAUAAAAAAUCUACCCCAUUGUGUUUAGCUGCUGAAUGGGGUCAUGAGGUUGUAAUAUAUGUUUUGAUUAAUGAUUUCAAUUGCACCCCACAUGUGAGAGGCUACAAUGGUCAAACUCUGCUUCAUUUUGCUUUACAGAAUAGUCACAUAGAAGUUUUGAAUAGUUUAGUAGUCAAGUAUAAGGUGGAUCCAACAAUUAGAGACAACGAUGGGAACACACCUCUCCAUAUUUUGUGUAGUACAUCGCAUACUGAAGAAGAAAUACUGAAAACAAUUCUUUGCAAGUAUCAGUACUGGACAGUGUUUCAAGUGAAUAAUGAUGGCAACACCCCUCUUCACACAGCAACUCGAUAUGGGCAAGCUCGUUGUGCACGCUUACUAUUGCAGAAAUACAAUGCUCCACUUUUUGUGCGAAAUAAAGACGGGAAGACGGCCCUGGAUUUAGCAAAAAUUCAAAAAAGCCACGAAAUUCUCACCAUUUUUCAAACUUAUAAUUCAGAAAUCCAGUCAACCUAUCAGCAGCUAGAUAAACUUGCUAAACAAGAGUUUGGUGGUGAAAAGCACCUCAGCAGAAUAUUUGUUGUAGGUCAUCCAGGUGCGGGGAAAUCCACGCUUGUUGAAACUAUCAAAAAGGAACGUUUGAUCAGCUACUUCAACACAUCAACUGUAGCACCUCACACUGCAGGCAUUGUUCCAAGUACUUAUGACAGUAGUGCUUAUGGAAGAAUGAUACUCUAUGAUUUUGCUGGUGAUUCCGAGUACUAUUCCUCGCAUGCUGCAAUUAUGGAGUCAAUCAACACAUCAAAAGGAAGUAAUAUUUAUUUGAUAGUUUGUGAUGUGAGUAAAAAUGAAAAAACUGCUAUCACAAAAUACAGUUACUGGCUUUCGUUUCUAUCAUACAAUAUUAAGCAAUUCUCAAACACGAUUAUACUACCAGUGGGAAGCCACGCUGAUGUAAUCAACAAAAGGUCAGUAGAACAAGCGUUAUGUAUGCUUGACAGCGUAUCCCAAAAGUUCUGUAGCAGCUCCGAGAUUAAUGAUUUUCAAAUUGAACAAAGUGUUGCUCUUGAUUGUCGUAAACGAGGAGCUGUAGUAAAUGACAUAAAGAAACUCGCAAAUAAAUUCUCCAAUUUAGUAUCCCUUUCCCCAGAGACAAGCACUCUCUUGGGAUUGUUGAAAAAAGACUUUGAUUAUGUUCCAGCUUGUAAAGUCAACCUUCUUAUCUCUCACAUAGAAGAGACUGAAAUUCCGUUGCCACUAAAUUCAUCAUCACUAUACACUCUCAUAAGAGAGUUGCAUGAUUUGGGUCUGCUAAUGGUGAUAGAGAGAGAAGGGGACUCCAUUGAGAACCAUAUAAUAAUUCUCAAGAUAUCAACAUUCACAUCAAAUGUACACAAAAAACUCUUUUCAGAGUCUGCUAAAGCUGACCUCACAGAGCACAUUGAUCAACUCAAGUUUAGCGUAGGUAUUAUUCCAGAAUCACUACUGGAGAGAGUACUGCCAGAGUACAUCACAAAAGAAAGUCUACUUAAGCUGCAGUACUGUCACGAAAUUGAGAAUUUGUACGUGGAAGAGGACCACACUCUUUCUCAACUCACUUCAGAACCUGUACCAACAGAUAGUGCCAGUAAAGAGAAAUCUCAUUUAUUUUUCCCUGCUCUGUGUGAUCUCAAGCUUGAGGACAUUCAAUGGCCUAAAUCCGAAGGUGAUAAGAUUACUUUGGGAUGGUAUGCUAAAUGUGAUGGUGACAGAUUCGACUUCUUUCCAACACGAUUUCUUCAUGUGCUUAUCGUUCACCUCUCUCACAACUUUGCACUAAAACAAAUCCUGCCCACAAGACACAGACUCUCCACUACAGCUUCCAAUUCUUUGAUUGCUGAGGUACAUGCUGCCAAUCCUAGCUGUCGCGUCUGGUCGACUGGUCUGCAUUGGCUUAUGAAGAAUGGAGUGGAAGUGUUUGUCGAUAUGCCUAAAGAAGCUGAUAGUAAAGAACUGGUUGUACUAGCAAGGAGUGACGUCCGAAAUCAAGCCAAGUGUUCUGAAACUCUACAUCAAGUUAUUCAAAAGGUAGUGGAAGCAAAAAUGGAGUUCUGUGCUAGUAUAUUGCCUACUGUUUACCUUCUUGAUCCAAGCAACCUCAAAGAUGAACCUUUUACGAAUGCUUUGAGUUCAUCUAAAUACGCUCUUAGUGAUAUCGAAGAACUAGCAGAAGGCACUGAGGAAGUUGCCGAUAAAGACAGGCAAUGCUUCUCCACUCCUAUCAAAGAAUGGAUUAGCCCAACAAGAUGGGCCGUAUCUUACUGGAAUUUGUUUUUUCCAAUGAAUACCUUCUUGGUUCAUUCUGCUUUGCAAGAAGUAAAUAGUGCUCAAUGGAAACUGCUAGGAAUGAGUCUUCCGAUCCCCUGGAACAAAUUAGAUGACAUUGAGAAUAAUGACUCAUCAUACCCUGGUGACAUUGCUAAGAAAGAAGAAGUAAUUCGACUGUGGAUGUCUCAAGAACCCACCUGGAUAGUGUUGGUAACUCUCAGUCAAUCUGCAUAUGGAUGGUCACAGAGUUCAAGUCAAAUCUCACAAAAGCAUAAUGUGCCUCUACAAAAGAAAAUUCUCGAAAAAGAUUCAUCUCUCCGUCCUGGCGAGGACUUUCUCCAAUCAUUUGCUGCCGUCAUUGGCUCUCGUUGGCAGUGUCUUGCUUUUCCCCUCUCCCUCACUUCUGAAGACAUUGUGAGCAUAAAGAGAGAGACAAUGUCGUCAUGCUGCAGAAAUUUGUUGGUUCCGAUGGAUGAGUCCCUGAUUGACUCUGCUUUAAACUGCUUUGGAGAAUAUUUCAAUCCAUUGGAAUAA